AUGGACACUUUCGCGCUCUGGAAGCUGUUAUCUACUCAGAGAACUUCUGUCUGAAACCCAGGAGGCGGGGCGGCGGAGCGCAGCUUCUGACGUCACCCUCUUAUUAUCACUGGGAGCAGGCUUGACUUAGCACCCUUAUCUGAGACAGCCUGGAGGACAGCUGGCUAAAAGGUACCUGGAAGUCAAACAUGGGAUACUGGGAAAGGGAGAGACGAAAGCAACUUCUCAGUUUCUCCGAGGCUGACAGAGGCUCCUGAGAGAGACUUCAGAACUUCAUUCCAGCUGGCUCUUGAAGCUGUGCCUGGAAGGGGCCAGCCUCCGAGGGAUAAACAGUGCUGUCUCUAGCUCCUUGGGGUCAGGAGCAGUCUGUCCAGAAGGAAGUGCUGUUUCCUUGACCCCAGUGUUCCCACAGCCCCCUGGAUGGCAGAUCUUGGGGCUGUACCCUUCUCCACUCUUGGGAACUCAGUCAAGUGGUUAUCUUUAUCUCGCUAGUUGUCCACGUGUUUGGCCAGUACGGUUUCACUUUUGCAAACAUCUGUUUAUGUCCCUGGAGAGGAAAAUAUCAAGCAGCCUGCCCCAAGACCGCCGCGCCGCUGCUUUAGCUGUUUCAUUUCAAGCCGUGAGCAAGAUCCUAGCUCCUAGUAAGCGAAUCUCAUUUUAACCAAAAGAAAUGAAGUGACUGUAAUGUCCCCGCGUCCUUUUGUGCCUGGCAGAGCUGUCACAUUCCCAGCACAGACCCUGGGUGUUGUAGAUUAUUUUAAGGGCAGCCCGAGAUGGAUAAUUCCACGGUGGCCCCAGAGGACGACUAUGAUGUUUUCAUAAAGGAUGACCUGGACUGUUGUGUGACAGAGAAACCCCUCAUCCCCGAGCUUGUCUCCGCCCAGCAGGUACUACGGUUCUGCUGCGCUGUGUUUGCGGUGGGUCUCCUGGACAACGCCUUGGCUGCGUUUAUGCUGGUGCGAUACAAAGGACUCAAGAAUGUGGGGACCAUCUACCUUCUAAACCUGGCAGCUGCGAAUUUGUGUUUUCUGUUCCCCCUGCCGUUCUGGGCACACGCGGCUGCCCUUGGGGAAAGCCCUGGCAAUGGGACUUGUAGCGUUCUUGUUGGCCUCCAUUCCACAGGCUUAUACAGCGAGACGUUUUUCAACAUCCUUCUCCUCGUGCAAGGGUACAAGGUGUUUUCCCAGGGGAGGCUGGCCUCCACCCUCACAUCGGUGCCUGGUAGUGUUGUUACAAGUAUCCUGGCAUGGGUCAUAGCUAUUGCACUCUCUUUGCCUGAAUCUGUGCUCUAUCGGCCUCAGAGGGAAAGAGAGAAACCCAAGUGUGCCUUUGGCAAACCUCACUUUUUGCCAAUUGAAGAGCCAUUCUGGAAGCAUUUUCUGACUUUAAAGAUGAACAUUUUGGUUCUUGGUUUUCCUCUGUUGGUGUUUAUUUUCUGCUGUGGGCAAAUGAGGAAAACGCAGACCACCAGGGAGAGGCAGAACGAUCUUCGAAAGCUUGCGCUCGUCAUAACGGGUGUGUUCCUUUGGAUGUGGGCACCGUACUGUGUUGUGCUUUUCCUGUUCGAGUUCCGGGAACACUCGUCCCUGCAGGAUGAGAACAGCUACCACCUGGAAGCAAGCAUUCAGGUCACACAGCUCAUUGCCACCGCCCACUGCUGUGUUAACCCUCUCAUUUGCUUGCUUCUUAACAAGGCUUUCACGAAAUAUCUCUGCAGCCUGUUCCCGAGGUGCAAUGAUGCCCCGUUUCAAAGGCACGGGAACUCUCAGCGAGCUACGCCAAGGAGUGGUCAUGACCAGACAAUUGAACUCUACCAUAGUGUGCCUCAGAGGCAGGAUACAUAAACAUCGAUAUUCCUGUCUCUUUGGAUUAUUUUAUGGAAUUUUUACAUGUUUGUACAAAAAUAGAAUAUAAGAAGAAAGAGGACUGGUUAAUAAAUAUUUAUUUGUAACUAUUGGGUUU
Alexandromys fortis (reed vole) is the source of this 1962-nucleotide messenger RNA. RefSeq names its product C-C motif chemokine receptor like 2 (gene Ccrl2). NCBI's taxonomy places the organism in Eukaryota, Metazoa, Chordata, Mammalia, Rodentia, Cricetidae. The transcript has 3 exons. The record is from RefSeq and is a predicted model, not a curated record. The coding region runs from base 774 to 1844 and encodes 356 amino acids. Gene Ontology annotation, biological process: G protein-coupled receptor signaling pathway; cell chemotaxis; calcium-mediated signaling. Gene Ontology annotation, cellular component: membrane; external side of plasma membrane. Gene Ontology annotation, molecular function: C-C chemokine receptor activity; C-C chemokine binding.